UCUUAUUCAUCAGAGUAUAGAGAGGGUCAGGUAAUAGACAAUAUCCAAAGAUCCUUAGGAUCCUGACCUUCCGGCGGAAAGACCACCUGUUCCAGCAUCUGCGCCUUGUCCACCGCCUGGAAACCAUGCCACUCACCGACGGUUGGAAGAAUGUGGCCACGAACUUCUCGUCCCGUUGUGGAUUCUGCGAUAGUCGGAUGACCAGCUGGGACGAUCGAGCUGAUCAUUUAACCAUGCAUUUCCGCCAGGGCUGUACCAUGGCCCAGUGGAAAGGCGACCAUGAGUUCCCGCCGGACAUCGCCGUACAAGUGAGACACAGCGUGCCUCCGUAUCUGCUCGACUUUGAGUCCCGGACCUUUGUUCCCUUCUCUGCCACAAACGGUGCUGUCAAUGAUCAUCUCUCUCAGAUGCUCUCCCGGGCCAGCUUUCGAAACGCACUGGGCGAGCCUAAGACGCCUCCUGACCCGGGAGCUCUGCAGCCGGAGUUGCCUCAGUUGGAUUGUUACACUGAAGUGCUUACUCGCCAUCUGAGUCAUUUUGCGCGAGAGAUGAUGAGCAGCGGCGUGGUUCCGACGGACCAGAUGUUCCAGUCAGAAGCGAGGCGUAUGAUGUUUGGUUCUGAAGACCAAUGGGACCAAACAUUGGCUGAUGUUCCGGAAUGGCUGGCUAGAUUUCGCCGAGAGCAGGGCAACGAUGGGACCCUGCAUGCAUAGAGGUAUCUCCCUUGGAUCCGGUAAUUCUACCACAGUUAUCGGCAGUUG
This is a messenger RNA of Aspergillus japonicus CBS 114.51, 761 nucleotides long. RefSeq lists its product as uncharacterized. The record is from RefSeq and is a predicted model, not a curated record. The coding region runs from base 126 to 713 and encodes 195 amino acids. NCBI's taxonomy places the organism in Eukaryota, Fungi, Ascomycota, Eurotiomycetes, Eurotiales, Aspergillaceae. The transcript has a single exon.